This is a messenger RNA of Arabis nemorensis, 1593 nucleotides long. The record is from the annotation of a GenBank genome assembly. Lineage: Eukaryota; Viridiplantae; Streptophyta; Magnoliopsida; Brassicales; Brassicaceae.
AUGAACUACGACAACCCUAAAGCAUGUGUCUUCUGGGACCUGGAGGAUUUCCCUUUCCCUAGUGGUCAAGAUCAGGAUAUGAGAAAUUCUCUUGUGGCGUUUAAUUUUCGUAAUGAUGUUUCAAUCACGGCUUAUGUUGAUGAGGAAAAAGUCGCAGAUGGCUUGGUUGAUGUUUAUCAGAAUUUCGGAAUCACCAUCCUUCCUGUACAAGGGGGUAAAUAUGCAAGAGUUCAUAAUAUUCUGAUAGACAUUGUUUUGUGGGCAAUGGCUAAUCCUGCUACCUACUUUAAACCAUUGGAUUUGGUGGUAAUCUCAGCAAACAUCAAAGAAGAUUCCGACUUCCUCCGCGCCCUUGAAGCUUUGGGUGACAGAUACUACAAUAUCAUCUUAGCUUUGCCUCAUGAGCUCCCAUCAACCAAUCUGCCUAUUGUAAACUCGGAACGUUUCCUACUGGGGAUCCCUGAUCGAGGAACCUUCCAAAGGCCUCUACACGAGGAGAAGAGCAUAGAGGAGACUGGUCCUUUUCCGAAAGGAAUUCCUCGUUUGGAUCCUGAGGAUAUUUACUGGGCAAGGUCUGAAAUACUCGUCUUCUGGAAUGUCGAGGACCCAAUCAGUAGUACUAUUUGUGAUCUUUCUAUGGAUAUCGAUUGUGGCUUGCGCACCAAGGGUUAUCGUGGUAGUGUGUCAUUAAUGGCUUAUACUGACAAUAAAGAGUUUACAAUCCGUCACCAGCCUUAUCGCUUGAAAAAAUUAACCGUCCUAACCAAAGGAGAUGAUGGAUAUGCCAAAGCUACUAGGAUGUUCUUGGACAUGCUUUUCCUUGUAAUGAACAAGGAUGAGCCUACUCAUUUUAUUAUGAUUUCCAGAACACCUAAAUACAUGUCUAAGUGGGCCAAUGUCAAUCAAGCGUUGGAAGCCAGAGGUUCCGAUGUGAUCCUUGGACCCUCUGAUGCGAUCCAAUUACCACUCUCCGUUGACGGCUUCAUACGUCUUUGCAAAGACGGACCACGUUAUUCUCCAAGGGUUAAAGAAGCCCUUGAACUGCAAGAAUUUUCAUCGAAAGAACUAUGCAUCUUCUGGGUCAUCGAGAAGUUUCCAUCCUAUCCGAUGUCGAUAAAUUUUAUUUUUCAAAGUAUGGAAGUAACCCUUGUGAAGAAGGGUUAUCAUAGUCGUCAUGUGUCAAUGAUUGCUUAUGUUAAUGAUGAAAAACUGACGAAAGUCGAUACGGUAGCCGGAAUGACAAUCACCCUUCUACCUGAAGGAAAUAAAUCUACAAAAGUUACUAGGCUAUUAGCGGACAUGCUUUUGUUUGCAAAGAGGAGUUCGCGCUAUGGAACAAGUUUGUUGGUAAUCUCGGAGCCUUUCAAAGACGCCAGGUUUGAGAGGGUUGCAAAGUCUUUGAAAGGCAUAGGUUUCAAUCUCUUAUCAGCUCAUUUGGAUUAUAUGGUGACAUUCGGAACCACAUUGUGGUCAACUAGAAGCAUUUUUGAUGGGACUGGAUAUUGUCAAUGUGAUAUGUGCUUAGCGAAUAUUGGAAUGGAUGAAAUACCUGGUUCGAGAAUUGAGCACAGUUGGAUUGGGUUCGAGAAUUGA